Molecule: messenger RNA, 747 nt
Organism: Cololabis saira (Pacific saury)
Lineage: Eukaryota; Metazoa; Chordata; Actinopteri; Beloniformes; Belonidae
Product: tumor necrosis factor receptor superfamily member 5-like
Exons: 7
Coding region: 1-747 (248 amino acids)
Biological process (GO): defense response to Gram-negative bacterium; positive regulation of peptidyl-tyrosine phosphorylation; defense response to Gram-positive bacterium
Cellular component (GO): external side of plasma membrane
Molecular function (GO): protein binding
Source: RefSeq, a predicted model, not a curated record
AUGGGAGCCUUGAGUGUUCAGACUCUCACAUGUCCUCCGUAUAAAUAUCCGACUGGGAACAAAUGCUGUCCAAGAUGUCGUCCUGGAUAUCGAGUUCAAACCGACUGUACAGAGUCCGUAACUACAUGUCUCCCCUGUGAAGAUGGGACUUUCCUGGACAAACCUAAUGGACUUAAACAAUGUCAUCAAUGUUCUAACUGUGAUUUAGGUUCUGGUCUGAAAGUAAAGUGGCCGUGUUCACCAGCAUCAGAUACCGUUUGUGAACCGGUGGACGGAUUCUUCUGCAUCAGUACAAGUCCAGGCUGCACAGCAGCACAGAAACACAGGAGCUGUGGACCGGGACAAUACAUCAGAGAGAGAGGAACAGCCUCCUCAGACACCGAGUGCUCCGACUGCAGCACUGGAACAUUUUCAGAUGGAACGUUGACGUCUUGUCAGCCGCACACACAAUGUGAAACAAAACACCCCCAGGUGAUAAAAGCAGGAACGGCUCCAACUGAUGCAGAAUGUGGAGAACAAUCGUCCACAACUUCAAUCCUGGCAGGACUAGUUGUUUUUGUCGUUUUUUUGUGUCUGGUUGUCGUGGCGUUAAUCAUCUACUACAGAAAGGAAAUAAUAAAAUACGUACAAGAACGUGUUGGAACUGGUGAAAUGGUCAAACAAGGUGGAAGCAACAAUAUUAAACAAAGGACGGCAAAACUGGAUGGAAAUGAAGGGAACAAAGAAUUGCAGGUUUUAACAGAAUAA